CACUACUGCUACGUUGAUUGUGGUUUGGAGGAGCUGGGCAUUUUGAGAAGAUUAUGACUAAGCAUGCGCGUUACUGGGCGAGAGAUCUGUCGGAGCCGAUAUGUUUGACUAUUAUUAUGACUAAGUAUGUUUAUGAUUUUUGCAAAGUGCAGAUUGGGUCUGUGAAAUUGGUCAGCGAAUCGCAGUUCUAAGACAUUCGGGGCCCUUUUACAAUCUGACCGGCAAAGGUCGGAGUCAUGCAGCAAUGGGAGUAAUUGGUUGGCGGAAGAUUGAUCACUUUCUGUCCAAUCAGAGCGAGGGAAUGCUAAAGUAAAAUAGUUUGGUUGACUCGAGAUCUGUGACAGCUCGCGCGUGCAGAUGAUGGCGGUAAAUAAAAGCCGUAUACAAAAUAAAACCAUGAAAACCCUUAUUGUAGGACACUAACACCACUGUGAAAGAAAGAACAGAAAUAAUCCGUGUUCCGAUGUGUGCCUGUGGUUUGAAGUUGGUUGUCUAAAGGCCGCAGUAAAACCUCUGUCUGAUUCUAAUGGUGACUGUGCUUUUACCAUCACCAGAGGACAAACAGCAGGCUCGUCACUAAUGUGUUCUCUGUGGACGCGGCGGCCAACGUACCCCUGACUGCGUGAGCACAUGCUGUUUCGGCGGCCGCCAUGGACCGCUGCAAGCACGUGGGCCGCCUGCGCUUGGGACAGGACCACUCCACGCUGAACCCGCAGAAAUGGCUCUGCGCCGACUGUGGCACCGGCGAGUCGGUGUGGGCGUGCCUCAAGUGCGCGCACGUGGCCUGCGGUCGCGACCUGCACAACCACGCGCUCGCCCACUCCCAGGCCUCGCGCCACCCGCUGGCCAUGGAGGUGCGCGAGCUGGACGUCUUCUGCUUCGCCUGCGGCGACUACGUGCUCAACGACAACGCCGAGGGCGACCUGAAGCUGCUGCGCGGCGCCCUCUCCACCAUCCGCAGCCCCAACCGGCGCUCGCUGCGCUCCUCGGCGGCGGCGGGCGGAGGGGAGGGCGGCGCGUGGAUGGAGGCGGAGGGCAUGCUGCGGCCGCCCUCGCAGGUGGCGCUGUGGCACCGGCGCAAGGCGCUGCUGGGCCGCGUGCUGCAGCAGUGGCGGCGGCGGCGGCAGGACGAGGAGCGCAAGCGCAGCCGCAAGCUGGAGCAGGAGCGGCAGGAGCGCCGCGAGGUCAAGAGGAGGCUCCUGGGGGACCUGGCGGGCAGCAGCAGCAGCAGCGGCGGCGUUAGCGGCGGAGGAGGAGUCGGCGGAGGAGGCGGGCCGCCCAGGAAGAGCGCGCGCUUGCUCACGCAGGCGCCGCGGCCCACGCUCACCCUCGUGCCCUUCAAGUUCCGCGACCCGCCCGAGCGCCUGCCGCAGGUCUCCUCGCCGCCGACGGCCGCUGCCGCGCGGAGACCCUCGGCGCUGUCGGUCCGGAACGCCAACGCUCAGUCGCCCAAGCCGCGGCGCUACCACGCCUCCGUGACCCCGCGGCGUCGCCGGCUGGCGCCCGGCGUGACGGGCCUGCGUAACCUGGGCAACACGUGCUACAUGAACUCCAUCCUGCAGGUGCUGAGCCACCUGCAGAAGUUCCGCGAGUGUUUCCUGACUCUGGACCUGUGCGAGACCGAGGAGCUGCUGGCCAAAACCAAGACCUCGCAGGGCCUUAAGGGCGUCGUGGUGGGGAGCGGCGGUGGUGGUGGUGGUGGAGGAGGAGGAGGAGGAGCAGGAGCAGGAGGAGGAGGCACCGAUGGAGGAGGAGCAGGAGCAGGGGCAGCAGGAGGUGGGACUGGAGCGGUGCAGGGCGAGACCAGGGGUCCGGCUGCGGGCAGCAACAACAAGGAGUCCCGCUCGUCCUCGCGCCAGCGCAUGUCGCUGUGCCACGAGCUGCACACGCUCUUCAGGGUCAUGUGGUCGGGCCGCUGGUCGCUGGUGUCGCCCUUCGCCAUGCUGCACUCCGUGUGGAACCUGAUCCCGGCGUUCCGCGGCUACGACCAGCAGGACGCGCAGGAGUUCCUGUGCGAGCUGCUGGACAAGGUGCAGCAGGAGCUGGAGUCCAACGGCAGCAAGCGCCGCAUCCUCAUGCCCAUCACCCAGCGCAAGCUCUCCAAGCAGGUGCUCAAGGUGCUCAACACCAUCUUCCACGGCCAGCUACUCAGCCAGGUGACGUGUCUGUCCUGCAAGCACAAGUCCAACACGGUGGAGCCUUUCUGGGACCUGUCCUUGGAGUUUCCAGAGCGCUACCACAGUGGGCAGAAGGCCUCCGGCUCCCUGGGCCUGAAGAGCUGCUCCCUCACGGAGAUGCUGGCCAAGUUCACCGAGACCGAGGCGCUGGAGGGCCGCAUCUACGCCUGCAACCACUGCAACAAGAAGAGACGAAAGACGUCUCACAAGCCACUGAUUCUCACAGAGGCCUGCAAGCAGCUUUUGAUCUACCGCCUGCCUCAGGUGCUACGGUUACACCUCAAACGCUUCCGGUGGUCUGGAAGAAACCACCGAGAGAAAAUCGGUGUGCACGUGGCGUUUGAUCAGGUCCUGAACAUCAAGCCCUACUGCUGCAGAGACUCCGCCUCGGGCCUCCACCGAGAGGGCUUCACCUACGACCUCUCUGCUGUGGUGAUGCAUCAUGGGAAGGGCUUUGGGUCAGGACACUAUACAGCGUAUUGCUACAACACUGAGGGCGGUUUCUGGGUUCACUGUAACGACUCGGUGAUGAACGUGUGCUCUGUGGAGGAGGUGUGCAACACUCAGGCCUACAUCCUGUUCUACACCCAGCGCUCAGCGUGAGGGGGCGGGGCUCAGUCAGCCGCACCGCACCGCCCGCCUCUUUCAACCACCACCAGCCAAUCAAAUCCUGCCCCUGCCAGAGCAGAGAGACAGCCAGCCAGAGACGGAUGGGGACCUGCUGCCUGCAUAUGUACAGACGCACACACACACACACACAGACACGCACACACACACACACACACACACACACAUACACACAAACACAAACACACACAGAGACACUUACCCAGGGCAUUUUAAACUUAGGACCAAGCUCUGCGUUCUGAGCAGGUUUGAGCGUGGGGCGUGCAGGGUCUGGCCCCUCCCAUUCAGAGCCUUUCCCCCCCCACACACACACACACACACACACACCCCAGAUGGACGCUGCUGCAGAGCAGAGUGAGAGGUUGAUGUUCACGGAGACGUUGCACAAGACGUGAGGUUGUUGGUGAGCAUCUGUUAGGCUCAGAUUGCAUCUCUUCACGUUGUCAGAAAGAAAGAGAGGGCAUUGACCGACUUGAUUGAUUGAUUGAUUGAUUGAUUGAUCGUUUGCUCGAUUGACCGAUCGAUUGAAUUAUUGAUUGAAUGAUUGUUCAGAUUUGAGGGGAAAGUUAUGGCGAGGAGUGGCUUGUCUCCUUCCAGAACGAGAGCAGAGCAAUAUAAAAUCGACGUCACGACAGGAAAUCAACAAGCAAAAAUCAGGAAAAAUCUUUGACUUUGUAAUACAAGUUUGUUUUUUUUACUACUCUGCUGUUUCUAUUUGGGUUGUGGCUGUUGUUAUUAAACCUCUGUCGCCAGGUAAUCAGGAAAUAUCACUGCUGUCCUAUCAAUCAUGAAUGGAAGGAGUACAUUUUUAAGAAGAAAGAAAGAAAACAAUGGGUUGUGAUGAUGAACUAGUAAUGAAACAAUCUAAUGACAAUGAAUGUCUUGUUCUUUUGUUUAUUUUUUUGUUUUUGUUUUCUUUUUGUAUGGGGUUGGGGUGUGGGUUGUAGUUUUUUAACUCCAUCGUGAGGGUGGAGGAGUAGACCAGUGGUCAGCUACAGCUGUGGUCAGCAGCUCUGGCCCUUUAGUCCUGUGAUGUGAAAGCACCUGUGAUUACUGUACCGAUCAAACAACAGAUGCCAGAUGACCGUGAUGAUGAUGAUGAUGAUGAUGAUGAUUAAAAGGCUAAAAUACACA
Messenger RNA from Sardina pilchardus (European sardine), 3938 nucleotides. RefSeq names its product ubiquitin specific peptidase 49 (gene usp49). The record is from RefSeq and is a predicted model, not a curated record. Gene Ontology annotation, biological process: protein deubiquitination. Bases 651 to 2780 code for a protein of 709 amino acids. Gene Ontology annotation, molecular function: zinc ion binding; cysteine-type deubiquitinase activity. Gene Ontology annotation, cellular component: cytoplasm. NCBI's taxonomy places the organism in Eukaryota, Metazoa, Chordata, Actinopteri, Clupeiformes, Clupeidae. The transcript is spliced from 7 exons.